Pangasianodon hypophthalmus (striped catfish) is the source of this 4061-nucleotide messenger RNA. It is a transcript of the gene arid3b, whose product is annotated as AT rich interactive domain 3B (BRIGHT-like). Gene Ontology annotation, cellular component: nucleus. Lineage: Eukaryota; Metazoa; Chordata; Actinopteri; Siluriformes; Pangasiidae. Gene Ontology annotation, molecular function: DNA binding. The transcript is spliced from 9 exons. Gene Ontology annotation, biological process: regulation of transcription by RNA polymerase II. The record is from RefSeq and is a predicted model, not a curated record. Bases 680 to 2386 code for a protein of 568 amino acids.
UCCACACACACAGUUUGUUGGAGUGACCGUGUAGUUUUUCGCUUAAAUUCAGUGUGUACACGUCAUGAUUGCAGGAGCUGGUGUCUUCUCCAGUCUGCACACUUCUGACGGAUCUACCAGUCGUUACAAAUAACAGUUUCGUUGUGAACUCAGUGUUUUUUGCGACAUUCUGAGGUUUUCUUGUUACACUCCCCGCUGCUGCUGCUGCCUCCUGGCUGUGUGCUCGCUGUGCUCGGGAGGUCGGAUGGUGAAGGCUGGAAGUGCGCCAUACUUUCAUACUUUUAAUCCGCCGCCUCUGUUCAUGAUAGUGUUCAUGUUUCAUCUGUUUCACGCGCUCGUUUAUCACCUCGAUACAGCUUCCGGCAGAUACAGUUAUGACUACAUGCCAAGAAUGCAGUUAAUCUGGCGACGUUAAUUAUUUAAACUCAGUGUAUAGAGACACCGUGUUUGGCCGGAAAUCCGGUCACCGGUGCCAAGUAGCCAAGGGUCAAAGGACAAACGUGUGUGUUUUUGCUAGCAAACUCCUGCACGCUGUUCUCAGUUCUGUUUGUUUAAGUUGUAUUUUAAUCAUGUUGUGAUUUUAACCGUUCAGCCCAUCUUAUCUCAGGAUAGUGGCCUGGCAGGAGCAUUCUCUCAGACACCCCUUGGUGCUGUGGCCGGUGUUAAACUCGAGGCAGUUAUGGAGCAGCUCCAGAGGCAGCAGCAAGCUAAACUGGACAUGGAGAGGAAAGAGAGACACCUGAGCGAAGCCCAGAUCCUGUACGCCCAGCAGCUCGCUGCUCAACAUGCCAUCAUGGCUUCUGCCCGUGCCCAGGGAAUUCCAAUAAACCCAGAAUACUUCAGCAGCAGCUCCAGAGAACAACUACUGAAGAGCAGCCAAGGGCUUCCAACCAGGGUUCCUGCCCAAAAUAGUGUGGAAUCAGCGCAAGAUGGGGAGAACGAGGAGGAGUUGAACAGAGGACCGGCGUCUGCUGGGGAAGAGGAUGAAGAUGAGGAGAUGAUGGAUGGCGAGGACGGCAGCGAGGAUGAUGAAAGCGAGGGGUUGGAGUUUCUCAGAAAGCAGAGCCUGGCUCUUCAGCAGCAGGGGGUGGGAAUCGCUCCAUACCCUUUCCCAGUCUAUGCUGCCUCUCCGUCAGCUGCGAAAAAGCGAGCUCGCUCGCCUCCACCAAAAGUGAAGGAUGAACCAGAGGACAGUCAAUCCCCUACUGAGCAGCAUUCAUUCAGUACGCCAAAUGGCCUUGCCGACUGGAGUUUCGAUGACUCAAUCAAACAGAAUGGUAAUGCGAGUUGGAACGAAGAAAGCGAUGGAGGGAAAGGAAGAGGGGAGGCCUCCAGAGACUUUGCCAAGCUUUAUGAACUGGACAAUGACCCUAACCGGAAGGAGUUUCUAGAUGACCUGUUCACCUUCAUGCAGAAAAGAGGUACCCCAGUGAACCGUAUCCCCAUCAUGGCCAAGCAGGUCCUAGACCUCUAUAAGCUCUAUAAGCUUGUGACGGAGAAGGGGGGUCUGGUGGAGGUGAUCAAUAAGAAAAUCUGGAGAGAGAUCACCAAAGGUCUGAACCUGCCCACCUCCAUCACCAGCGCUGCCUUCACCCUCCGCACACAGUAUAUGAAGUACCUGUACCCAUAUGAAUGUGAGAAGAAAGGACUCAGUUCUCCAGGAGAGCUGCAGGCCGCCAUCGACAGCAACCGCAGAGAAGGCCGUCGGCCCGGGUACAGUAACAGCCUGUACCGCUUCUCUCCUUCCCCCAGUGGUGGUGCCCCUCACCUCCUCUCUCCUCCCAAAAUGCACCUGCCCAACUCCGGGCAUAACGGCUUGCAGAGCACACCAAGUCCAGCCCUUAAGAAAGGGACAGUUCCUGAAGAUGGUCCAGCCUCCAUGUUGCCUGGUAGAUUACCCCUGGCUCUGGCACUAGGCCACCCACAACAGCUGGCACGGGCUGCCACCUUAGAACAGCUGCGUGAGAGGCUGGAGACCAGUAUGGGUGCUCCGGCUCUGGCUACUGGUGCCUCUGCCAUAGAGGGGCCUGAGAGAAAGAUGGCCCGCCUGGCUGAGGAGCAGCAGAGGCUGCUGCAGCAAGCCUUCCAGCAGAACCUGCUUGCAAUGGCAUCACAAGUGAACCCUGCCAAUCUGCGCCUCAACACUACCAGUACCCCCCGGGAGGAAAAGCAGGAUCUGUCUCUCAGUAUCUCCUCAAAUGGAUCAGCCAGUAUCACAGUGUCAAUAGAGGUUAAUGGGAUCAUUUACUCAGGAUCCCUGUAUGCUCAGAAGUCCUCUGGAGCCCCAGCUACACCCACAGGCCAGAGCUCUGCUGUUAAUCCCAACAUCCCCUCCUCCUCUAAGGGUUCUGGCUCUACAGAGCCUGCUGCUAGUGGCUCUCCUUAACUCCCAGCAGCCACAUGGUCUCUCUCUCUCUCCCCCUUGGGGAAGCUCACCCAACAGAGAGUCCAGUGGUCUACAAAGCCAAGUCUACCUCCUUUUCGAGACAUCGGGUUCAGUCUGCUGAGAGUGAUAUACACUUACAAAGAUUAGCUGUAAUUAUUCCACCCUCUUGCAGAUGACCUCUGCCCUUUACCACUUGUUUGCUACAGACUCUCUCAGGACUUGAACGAUCAUGAGAAUGAUCUGAUCACAACAAAUACCUCAUAUGUUUUAAUAAUAAUGUCAUGAGCAUAUUUCUGUGCUCUAGACAUUUGACACCAAUGCAAUAUGCCUUCCUCUAUGCAUUUACGCCCAGAGAGUCAUCCACCUGCAAACAAUCAUGGCACAAAAUAUUCUGCCAAAAUCAUACAGUGGGUGUUUGAUUGUUGGAAAUUUUGCCAUCAGUACUAUUCUUCUGAAGAGUUUACCAUACUCGUGCACAUCAGUGGUGGAUUCCCAAGCAUCCAGAUUGGAUCAGCUUUUUUCUUUCUGUUUCUGUCUGUUCUGUGGAUAGAGGAGUUUGCUGGGUUUGUGCGUUUUGCUUUAUUUAAAAUGGAUCAUAAUUCCAUCAAGUGUUCAGUCGUUUUGGUUAGCAGUGGGGUCAAACUUUUUUCCUUCUCAUUUUUUACUUUGUGUAUUUACUUGAUUUGAUUGUGGAUUUGUUUUCCAUUAUUUUUUCCCUUUUUUGUUUCUAGAUAUCCAGAAGUAUUGUAUUGCUUUUGAGGAGAGUUUUGAGUAUUGAAACUGAUAUUUACGAAGCCGAAAGCAAACUUUUUAUUUUCACUUACAAACUACAGGUUGGUUUAAAGAAAAAAGAAUCAAGACCAUAGUGGGGACAGAUGGUGUUCCACAUGUCAAUCAUUUAGAUGGCGGCGUUUGACGAUCAAUUAGGCUCACAAAUCUGGGCCCUUAUUCAUUAACUCCGUGGAGGAGGAUUGAAGCAGUUUUCAGAAAUACUUAUGAAUCAAACCAGAUAUUAUAAUGCUGAAAAAGAAGGACCAGGGUAUUUGUUCAUAAAUAAUCAGCGUGUUCUCUCAAUAAAUACUAGUUUUAGUGACCUUGUGCUUAAACAUAACAGCAAAAUUUUUUUCCUCUUCAUUUUCACUUUUUCUUUUUCAAGGCCUCAAAUGUCUUUCCAUAUUGGAAAGCAAGUUUCUCAGGAAUUUCAGAUUAAUCUCAGCGGUUUUUUAUCUCAGCACCAAGGCCUCAUGUAUCAAGGCUAGAUAUACCUCAGUGGAAGAAAGUGAAUAUAGCUACCUCAAAGUUACCUUUAUAUAGUAUGAGUUAGGAUUUUCGUCAGAAUCAGCUCCUGGUAAAUCAAGGCAAAUAAAGAUAUUGAAUCAUCACUGUAUUGAGCUUAUUGAAUUCUGAAGUGUUCUCAGGUUACUAGUACAAACAUACCUCACAUAGAUAAUGACAUAGUUGGAACAUCAUUUUUUUUUUUUUUUUUUUUUUACUAUGUGAGAAGAGUUAUUGCUGUGCGGAAGCUUUAUCUCCAUUUACUUAUCUGAUGACUACACAGCUGAAAACCAAAGAUCAUCACACUGUAUUUCUACUGUGUUCUUUCUGAUGUUCUGACUUUAUUUACACAUGGAGCUUGACAAAGUGGAAUUAAAGUCUGAAUCAAUGCAGCAGGUUA